AUGAAGGCAUUUGACAUACUGUCGCUGACCUUCGGAUACUUCCUUGUUGGACUUACAUACGGUUCUGGGCCACAUUUCAUUGGGCCAUCGUUGGUCGAAGCCGCCGACACCGCCCAAAACAUCAAACGAGACAGCGGGAACGCAACUGCAGUUCCUAGCACUCUAACGCUCAAAACGAGCAUUGGAAAGUGCUGGAUUCAGGGGCAAGGGGGCCUCAAUGUUGCACUCGAUGUCGAUGGACACGCUCCUGCUGCAGAAAGCGGACUUCCGACUGUUACUCUAUGUGCCUCGAUUGGCACAAAAGCCUUGAACUUUGACUGUUCAGGCUACAACGUCGAUACAGGUGCACCUCAAACUGUAAACGGAGCUCAAUGCUCUGCCUGGACUUUGAGAGAUGAUCAACCCAACUCUGGGUGUGUUUUCAAAGUCUCUGCUGUUGAUGGUUCUGCUAUAGAUGAUUGCUCUCAAAUCACUCUCUCUGGUUCCGCGACAGUAAACAACACUCCAGUGACAUUGUUUAUUAAUGGAAAUACAGCAGAGAAACCAGUGAUUGCUGCUGGCACAAAUACUCAACCUAGUCCAGCUGCGUCUCCAAGCAAUCAGCCACCUGCUACUGGUGCUACUGGUGCUGGAGGGACUCCGAUUCCGAAGGAAGUGACUCUAAAUGGAACGUUCACGAAGUGUUGGGGAACAGGCAUUGGAGGUUUCGGUGCCCAGCUAGCUGUUGACGGAAAAGGACCAGCGCAUGAAGAUGGACUUCCAACCCUCGCUUUGUGUGCGUCAGUCGGUGGACGAGUAUUGAACUUUGAUUGUAAGGGCUGGAAUGUAGAUACUCUGACACCUGUGACAUUGAAUGGAGGCAAAUGUGCGGUAUGGUCGCUCCUAGAUGAUCAGCCGAAUUCAGGCUGUGGUUUCACGGUUUCAGCCGUUGAUGGAGCACCUAUAGACGAUUGUAGCCAAAUCACUCUCUCUGGUUCGGCAUCAGUAAAUAACCAGCCAGUCACUCUAGUCAUCAAUGGCCAAGCAACGAAAGCCAUUGGUGUUGCUGCUCUUACUGCCCAAGCUUCUGCCCCUGCUGGCGGUAACGCCCAACCAUCUCCAGACUCUUCACCACAGCCUGCUGCUUCAAUGACAGCACCACCAGGUCCUCCUGUACCACAAACCACUGGUGCUCCUGCUGGUGGUGGCAGUACCACUGUUUCUCUUCCAUUACAGCCUGUGGACAGAUGCAACCCUGGUGGUGACAAUCACAAUGGGAGUACGAAGCGUCUAGGCUUUCACGAUGUUCGAAUCAAUGGUCAUCAACCUAUGGAUGACGACUCUACUGAAGGACUACCUACAAUAACUUGUAGUUUCAGUCUCCCCAUCCUCUCUCUCAAUGGGGAAGGCUCAGCUAUGAGCAACCCGUCUGUAUCCAAUGGCCAACUGACUUACACCAUGACCGAUGAUGGACCAAAUCAAGUCUGGGUGGGUAACUUUGAUACACCAUGCGAUACCCAGACAGGACAAGAGGCCACGCCUAUAAAGAUUACAACGUGUACUUGCACGACGAAAGCUGGUACCUGCACAGCUACUGUUGGAGGGUAG
This is a messenger RNA of Synchytrium microbalum, 1587 nucleotides long. RefSeq lists its product as uncharacterized. NCBI's taxonomy places the organism in Eukaryota, Fungi, Chytridiomycota, Chytridiomycetes, Synchytriales, Synchytriaceae. The record is from RefSeq and is a predicted model, not a curated record. The coding region runs from base 1 to 1587 and encodes 528 amino acids. The transcript is spliced from 10 exons.